GACCGACAGAGAGAGGGACCAAUGGCGUCGGCGAUGAUGAGAUCCAGCUUACGCUCCGCUCUUCGUGGCGGUUCCGGCCGUGGAGCUCCAGCUUCCAAGCGCAAUUUUUCUUCAUCUGCGCAUCACGAUGAGGCUCAGGAAGCAGCCAAAUGGGAGAAAAUCACUUAUGGGGGAAUCGUUGCUUGCACUAUCCUCGCUGGUGUUAUUCUUUCUAAGGGUCACCCCCACCAUGAUGAGCCUCCUGCAUAUCCGUACAUGCAUAUCCGAAACAAGGAGUUUCCAUGGGGUAAGUUCAAGUUUACUUGCAUUAAGGGAGAUCUUGCACUUUUAAAAUCGGUUUCUGUUAUGUUGUGGUGCUAUAAAUGGUUGCUAAUCCUAGACUAAUUAGUUAUCUGAAAUGAUGAACUUGUGAGAAUGCAGGUCCAGAUGGCCUUUUCGAGACUAAGCACCAUUGAUAAUUCACUACCAUCCUUGUCUGCAUUAGUGGUUGGUUAACAUGUCUUUUGUUAGACGGUUCAAGGCUUCAAACCCGUUCUCAAGAUGCUGUCUUGUAUUGUAUCCAGUACUUGGUUUCUUAUAAUCUCCAUAUAUUGGAAACAAUAAUAUGUAUGUGAUAGCUUGAAUUUACUCAUUCCUUCCAGUUCUUAUGUUUAUUUAAAAUAAAGACAUGCAAUACAUUUAUUGAAGUGACUAUACACCAAGGCUACUUAUGGAUUGCCUUCCCAUUCCUAUCAAUCUCUCAGUUGCGGAACAAAGUUCUAUAUUUAAAGUGUACACAUGGGAAAAGUGUUAAAUUA
Messenger RNA from Cuscuta epithymum, 797 nucleotides. The record is from the annotation of a GenBank genome assembly. Lineage: Eukaryota; Viridiplantae; Streptophyta; Magnoliopsida; Solanales; Convolvulaceae.